AUGCCGAAUCUCAUCGGUUCAGUCAACCAUUUCGACAUUAAACGCAAAGCCCACGGCCUCAGCCGCCGGAGCCAGGAGCAGACAUGGAACCCCUUUCGCCAUGUGUCAUGGGAUAGCCACCCCAGCAAGCGAUCCACUUGGGACGGCGCGAACCUCGAGGCCCAGCGCGAAGCUGCAGCGGAAGACGUAGAAACCGAAGACACAAUACAUCACGUCCAGAGCGAACCCGCCCCCAGGGAUUCCGAGACCGUACGCAACAGCAUGGGCAAAGAGACGAGGUCCGCUACAGGGAGCGGGAGCGGCGACACCGUGUUCGAGAACAAGCCCGAGGAAGGCGGUGUCCUGAGGAAUCGCAAGACCGAAGCUGCGCAGGACGAGGAAGCACCCCCCGAGGAGGAGAGGGAAAAGCCCAAGAAGCAAAAGUCGGGCCUGAUCAGACAUGUGGAGCCGAAAACCCCCUUCACAUUCGCCAACCAGCUUCAACGGACGCUACUUAGCUCGUACAUCAACGUCUUGAUAUUGGCCGCCCCCGUCGGUAUCGCCAUCAGCUACGUCAGCUCCGUCAACAAGAUCGCCGUCUUCGUCGUCAACUUCAUCGCCAUCAUCCCCCUGGCAGCCAUGCUGGGUUUUGCUACCGAGGAAAUCGCCCUGAGAACCGGUGAGACAUUGGGAGGUCUUCUCAACGCGACUUUCGGAAACGCCGUCGAACUCAUCGUCGCCAUUCUCGCCUUGGCCGAGGGCAAGGUCUUGAUCGUGCAGACCUCGCUCAUUGGCUCCAUCCUCUCCAACCUGCUGCUCGUCAUGGGCUUCUGCUUCUUCUUUGGCGGUCUCAACCGAUCCGAGCAGUACUUCAACACGACCGUCGCCCAGACCGCCGCGUCUCUCCUCGCUCUCGCAGUCGCCUCCGUCAUUGUCCCCACCGUCUUCGACAAGAACGACAACACCGACAACCCCGUUCACGUUGCCGCCCUCUCGCGCGGCACCGCCGUCAUCCUCCUUAUCAUCUACGCUUCGUACCUUUUCUUCCAGCUCAAGACGCACAACUCCGUGUUCAACGAGGAGUCGCAAAAGGUUGCGGCCAAGCCCUGGAGCCGCGGUGGCCUAAAGGAGGGCGCGCUUGCCCGUGGCUUGGCAGGCACUGGAGCACGCAUGGCACAGACUGGUGUCCGCGGCGAGGGUGAGGAUGAGCGCCGGGAGCUGAGCCGUAUCAUGAUGCAGCACCCUCACGAAGAGGAGGAGGACGAGGAGGAGGAGCCGCAACUGCACUUUUUCGUCGCCGUCGGUACCCUCACCCUUGCAACUGUUCUGAUCGCUUUCUGCGCCGAGGCCAUGGUCAGCUCCAUUGACUACGUCACCAAGGAGGGCGGCAUCAGCGAGGAGUUUGUCGGUCUCAUUCUUUUGCCCAUUGUCGGUAACGCCGCCGAGCACGCCACGGCUGUCACGGUUGCCAUCAAGGACAAGAUGGACCUUGCCAUUGGUGUCGCCGUCGGCUCCAGUAUGCAGGUCGCGCUCUUCCUCAUCCCAUUAUUGGUCAUUAUUGGAUGGGGCAUGGGCAACGAUGCCAUGACGCUCAGCUUCGACCUGUUCCAGGUUGCCGUGCUGUUUGUCGCCGUCCUGUUGGUCAACUACCUCAUUAGCGACGGCAAGAGUCAUUGGCUCGAGGGGCUGCAGCUCAUUUGCCUGUAUGCCAUCAUUGCUACAUGUUCAUGGUGGUACCCCGCUUCCGGCGUUGCUGGCUAA
Colletotrichum spaethianum is the source of this 1740-nucleotide messenger RNA. RefSeq names its product vacuolar calcium ion transporter. Gene Ontology annotation, molecular function: calcium:proton antiporter activity. Gene Ontology annotation, biological process: calcium ion transmembrane transport; intracellular calcium ion homeostasis. Lineage: Eukaryota; Fungi; Ascomycota; Sordariomycetes; Glomerellales; Glomerellaceae. Bases 1 to 1740 code for a protein of 579 amino acids. Gene Ontology annotation, cellular component: fungal-type vacuole membrane. The transcript is spliced from 2 exons. The record is from RefSeq and is a predicted model, not a curated record.